Messenger RNA from Megalobrama amblycephala (Wuchang bream), 6121 nucleotides. RefSeq lists its product as uncharacterized. Gene Ontology annotation, molecular function: protein binding. The record is from RefSeq and is a predicted model, not a curated record. Lineage: Eukaryota; Metazoa; Chordata; Actinopteri; Cypriniformes; Xenocyprididae. The transcript is spliced from 22 exons. The coding region runs from base 359 to 6079 and encodes 1906 amino acids.
UUACAUCAGGACUUUACCUCAGAAAAAACAUGCAUCAAAUUGUUUAAUAGUAAUAUUUCUAGUUUCCCCCACGGGAAUGUACAUUGUGGGAAAGCACUUGAUGAGAAACCAUGAACAUGUCGGGAACCUGAAACCUAACAUUUUAAUCCAGUGUUUCUGACUGGGUGAACCAUAAAGGACAAAGACACUUGAGAUUGAGAUCAAUGGAGAUUUUUCUCCAGGAUUCAGAGGCAGAUCAAUCUCACCACAGUCCAGCUGUGUGUCCAUAAAGAGUGACCGGACUAUGAUAGAGCCAGUGACAUUCAAGGGAAAACACUCUGAGAUUUACCCGAGCAGCUCCAUGAAGACUGAAUGAAUCAUGGAUGACACACAGACAUUCAGCCGUGGAGAUUUUUCUCCAGGAUGCAGUCAAUUUGAGGGUGACAAAUCAAUCUCACCAGAGCCCACCUGUGUAUCUGUGAAGAGUGACUGGUCUAUGGACAAUCCAGAAGAAUUCAAGGAAAAACACACAUCAACUGAUUUGAGUGAACAGCCUGUGGACACUCGAGGAACAUUUAGUGGAAGACGCAUGUCAUCUAAUCUGAAUCAUGAUUCUCAAUUGGUCCAAAGCACAUUUAAAUCAAAUCUGCUGAAGAAGUUUCAGUGUCUUUGUGAAGGAACAGCAAAGCAGGGAAACCCAACACUCCUGAAUGAGAUCUACACAGAGCUCUACAUCACAGAGAGUGAAAGUGGAGAGGUCAAUAAUGAACAUGAGGUGAGACAGAUUGAGACACAAUCCAGGAGAGCAGCAACAGAAGACACACCAAUCAAAUGCAAUGACAUCUUUAGACCUUUACCUGGACAAGACAAACCCAUCAGAACUGUGCUGACAAAGGGAGUCGCUGGCAUUGGAAAAACAGUCUCUGUGCAGAAGUUCAUCCUGGACUGGGCUGAAGGGAAAGAGAAUCAGGACAUCCAGCUCAUAUUUCCACUUCCUUUCAGAGAGCUCAACUUGAUGAAGGACAAAACACCCAGUCUUUCAGAUCUUCUUCAUCUCUUUUUCCCUGAAACAAAAGAAAUUGAAAUAUCCAGUAAAGAAUAUAAAGUGCUGUUCAUUUUUGAUGGUCUGGAUGAGUGUCACCUGUCUCUGAACUUUAAGAGCAAAGUGAAACUGUGUAAUAUAUCUGAAUCAGCCUCAGUGGAUGUGCUGCUGAUGAACCUCAUUGUGGGAAAUCUGCUUCCUUCUGCUCUCAUCUGGAUCACCUCCAGACCCGCAGCAGCUGAUUUCAUCCCUUCUGAGUGUGUCCAUCGAGUGACAGAGGUACGAGGCUUCAAUGAGCCACAGAAGGAGGAAUACUUCAGGAAGAGAAUCAGUGAUCAGAGUCUGGCCAAUUUAAUCAUCACACACCUGAAGUCAUCAAGGAGCCUCCACAUCAUGUGCCACAUCCCAGUGUUCUGCUGGAUCUCAGCCACUGUUCUAGAGAAGAUGUUGACUGAAGCAGAGAGUGGAGAGAUUCCCAAGACUCUCACUCAAAUGUACACACACUUCCUGAUCAUUCAGACCAACGUCAAACAAGAGAAGGACUAUGAGAAUGAUGUGAAGGAUGAAGACAUGAUUCUCAAACUGGGUAAACUGGCUUUCCAGCAGCUUGUGAAAGGCAACCUGAUCUUCUAUGAAGAAGACCUGAGAGAGUGUGGUAUUGAUGUGACAGAAGCAUCAGUGUACUCAGGAUUGUGCACUCAGAUCUUCAGAGAGGAAUUUGGCUUGUAUCAGGGGAAAGUCUUCUGCUUUGUUCAUCUGACCAUCCAGGAACAUCUAGCAGCUGUUUGUGUGCACCGCUCCAUUACAAACAACUGCAUAAAUAUAAUGAAAGACAUUUCCUGGGUGUCAUUUAAUCCAAUGUAUUGCCUCCAUCAGAGAGCUGUGGAUGAGGCUUUACAGAGUAAGAAUGGACAUCUGGAUCUUUUCCUGCGUUUCCUUUUAGGUCUCUCAUUAGAGUCCAAUCAGACUCUCUUACGAGAACUAUUGACACAGAUAGGAAGCUGCUCCUACAACAAAGAGGAAACAGUUCAGUACAUCAAAAAGAAGAUCAGGAAGAAUCAUUCUCCAGAGAGAUCCAUCAAUCUGUUCCACUGCCUGAAUGAACUGGGUGAUGAUUCACUGAUGCAGGAGAUCCAAGAUUAUCUGAAAUCUGGAAAAAUAAAAGAAACCAAACUCUCCUCUUUACAGUGGUCAGCUCUGGUUCAUGUGUUGCUGACAUCAGAGCAGAAAAUGGAUGUUUUUGAUCUAAAACAGUUUAUAGGAGCACAAAAUGCAGCAGAUGAAGUUCUUCAGAAGCUGCUGCCUGUGGUUAAAGAAUCCAGAUCAGUUUGGUUGAGGAAUUGUGGUGUUACAGAUGAAGGUUGUGCUGCUCUGGCUACAGCUCUGAGAUCAAAGCCCUCACACCUGAGAGAACUGAAUCUGACUGGAAAUAAACUAGGAGACUCAGAAGUGAAUCUGCUGUCUGAUGGACUGAAGGAUCCUCACUGUAAACUGGAAGUACUGUGGUUGUAUAAUUGUGGCGUCACAGUUGAAAGUUGUGCUGUUCUGGCUUCAGCCCUGAGAUCAAACCCCUCACACCUGAGAGAACUGGAUCUGUCAUUGAAUAAACUAGGAGACUCAGGAGUGACGCUGCUUUCUGAUGCACUGAAGUUUCACUGUAAACUGGAGAAACUGUGGUUGAGUGAUUGUGGUCUCAGAGAUGAAGGUUGUGCUGCUCUGGCUUCAGCUCUGAGAUUAAACCCCUCACACCUGACAUAUCUGGAUCUGACUGGAAAUGAAAUGGGAGAUUUUGGAGUCAAGAAGCUUUCUGAUGUACUGCAGGAUCCUCACUGUAAGCUGGAAAAACUGUGGUUGAGUUAUUGUGGUGUUACAGAUGAAGGUUGUGCUGCUCUGGCUUCAGCUCUGAGAUCAAACCCCUCACACCUGAGAUAUCUGGAUCUGUCAGGAAAUAAACUAAUAGACUUAGGAAUGAAGCUGCUGUCUGAUCUAAAGAAAGACACUUCUGAAUGGAACAUGGAUAGGGUUUUGGCGGGUUCUUCUAUGGUCAAUUUAAGGGUAACAGAUCGAUCUCAUGAGCCCAGCUGCAUGUCCCUGAAGAGUGACGAGUCUAUGAUAAAGCCAAUAACAUUUAAGGGAAAACACACAUCAGCUGAUCUGAGUGAACUGUCUAUGGACACUCAAGGAACAUUUAGGGGAAGACACAUGUCAUCUAAUCUGAGUCGUAAUUCUCAACUAGUCCAAAGCACAUUUAAAUCAAAUCUGCUGAAGAAGUUUCAGUGUCUGUAUGAAGGAACAGCAAAGCAGGGAAACCCAACACUCCUGAAUGAAAUCUACACAGAGCUCUACAUCACAGACAGUGAAAGUGGAGAGAUCAAUAAUGAGCAUGAGGUGAGACAGAUUGAGACACAAUCCAGGAAAGCAACAACAGAGGACACACCAAUCAAAUGCAAUGACAUCUUUAGACCUUUACCUGGACAAGACAAACCCAUCAGAACUGUGCUGACAAAGGGAGUCGCUGGCAUUGGAAAAACAGUCUCUGUGCAGAAGUUCAUUGUGGACUGGGCUGAAGGGAAAGAGAACCAGAAUGCCCAUCUCAUAUUUCCACUUCCUUUCAGAGAGCUCAACUUAAUGAAGGACAAAGCACUCAGUCUUUCAGAUCUUCUUCAUCUCUUUUUCCCUGAAACAAAAGAAAUUGAAAUAUCCAGUGAAGACUAUAAAGUGUUGUUCAUCUUUGAUGGUCUGGAUGAGUGUCGCCUGUCUCUGAAUUUUACGAGCAAAGUGAAAAUGUGUAAUAUAUAUGAAUCAGCCUCAGUGAACGUGCUGCUGAUGAACCUCAUUGUGGGAAAUCUGCUUCCCUCUGCUCUCAUCUGGAUCACCUCCAGACCCGCAGCAGCUGAUUUCAUCCCUUCUGAGUGUUUCCAUCGAGUGACAGAGGUACGAGGCUUCAAUGAGCCACAGAAGAAGGAAUACUUCAGAAAGAGAAUCAGUGAUCAGAGUCUUGCCAAUAAAAUCAUCACACACCUGAAAUCCUCAAGGAGCCUCCACAUCAUGUGCCACAUCCCAGUAUUCUGCUGGAUCUCAGCCACUGUUCUAGAGAAGAUGUUUUGUGAAGCAGAGAGUGGAGAGAUUCCAAAGACACUCACUCAAAUGUACACACACUUCCUGAUCAUUCAGACCAGCAUCAAACAUGAGAAGGACUAUGAGAAGAAAGAUGAAGACAUGAUUGCCAAACUGGGAAAACUGGCUUUUCAGCAGCUUGUGAAAGGCAACCUGAUCUUCUAUGAGCAAGACCUGAGAGAGUGUGGCAUUGAUGUGACAGAAGCAUCAGUGUACUCAGGAUUGUGCACUCAGAUCUUCAGAGAGGAGUUUGGUUUGUAUCAGGGGAAAGUCUUCUGCUUUGUUCAUCUGAGCAUCCAGGAACAUCUAGCAGCUCUAUAUGCUCACAUUUACUUUAUAAAGAAGAACAGAAAUGCAUUUUUUCAAAUAUCCAAACCAAGUUUCUUGUCUAAGGUUUUAAACCGGAAGAAAUGUCAUUCAUUAUCUGAGUUUCAUGAGAGAGCUGUGGAUGAGGCUUUACAGAGUAAGAACGGACAUCUGGACCUUUUCCUGCGUUUCCUUUUGGGUCUCUCAUUGGAGUCCAAUCAGACUCUCUUACGAGAACUACUGACAAAGACAGGAAACUACUCCUACAACAAAGAGGAAACAGUUGAGUACAUCAAACAGAAGAUCAGGGAGAAUCGCUCUCCAGAGAGAUCCAUCAAUCUGUUCCACUGUCUGAAUGAACUGGGUGAUGAUUCACUGGUGCAAGAGAUACAAGAUUAUCUGACAUCUGGAAAAAUAAGAGAAACCAAACUCUCAUCUUCACAGUGGUCAGCUCUGGUUUAUGUGCUGCUGACAUCAGAGCAGAAGAUGGAUGUUUUUGAUCUAAAAAAGUUUACUGGAGCACAAAAUACAGCAGAUGAAGUUCUUCAGAAGCUGCUGCCUGUGGUUAAAGAAUCCAGAUCAGUUCAGUUGAUUGGUUGUGGUGUCACAGAUGAAGGUUGUGCUGCUCUGGCUUCAGCGCUGAGAUCAAACCCCUCACACAUGAGAGAACUGAGUCUGUCUGGAAAUAAACUAGGAGCAUCAGGAGUGAAUCUGCUAUCUGAUGGACUAAAGGAUCCUCACUGUAAACUGGAAACAAUGUGGUUGAGUUAUUGUGGUGUCACAGAUGAAGGUUGUGCUGCUCUGGCUUCAGCUCUGAGAUCAAACCCCUCGCACCUGAGAAAACUGGAUCUGACUGGAAAUAAACUAGGAGACUCAGGAGUGAAUAUGCUCUCUGAUGCACUGAAGGAUCCUCACUGUAAACUGGACACACUGGGGUUGAUUGAUUGUGGUGUCACAGAUGAAGGCUGUGCAGCUCCAGCUUUAGCUCUGAGAUCAAACCCCUCACACCUGAGAAAACUGAGUCUGUCAUUGAAUAAAUUAAAAGACUCAGGAGUGAAUCUGCUUUCUGCUGGACUGAAGGAUCCUCACUGUAAACUGGAGAAACUGUGGUUGAGUGAUUGUGACAUUACAAAUGAAGGUUGUGCUGCUCUGGCUUCAGCUCUGAGAUCAAACCCACACCUAAGAGAACUGGAUCUGUCAUGGAAUAAACUAAGAGAUUCAGGAGUGAAUCUGCUUUCUGAUAAACUGAAGGAUCCUCACUGUAAACUUGAGAUACUGAAGUUGUAUGAUUGUGACCUUACAGAUGAAGGUUGUGCUGCUCUGGCUUCAGUUCUGAGAUCAAACCCCUCAUACCUGAGAGAACUGGAUCUGAAAGGAAAUAAAUUAAGAGACUCUGGAGUGAAUCUGCUCUCUGAUGGACUGAAGGAUCCUCACUGUAAACUGGAGAAACUGAAGUUGAGUGAUUGUGGUGUUACUGAUGAAGGUUGUGCUGCUCUGGCUUCAGCUCUGAGAUCAAACCCCUCACAUCUGAAAUAUCUGGAUCUGUCACUGAAUAAACUCAGAUACUUAGGAGUGAAGCUGCUCUCUGAUCUGAAGGAUGAUCCACAUUAUAAACUGGAGGUGCUUAAGUUUUAGAUGUUAACAUAACCUUCUUUGGAACAGCAUAUGGUGAAUAAA